Seriola dumerili (greater amberjack) is the source of this 6722-nucleotide messenger RNA. It is a transcript of the gene crocc2, whose product is annotated as rootletin-like. The record is from RefSeq and is a predicted model, not a curated record. The coding region runs from base 258 to 6128 and encodes 1956 amino acids. NCBI's taxonomy places the organism in Eukaryota, Metazoa, Chordata, Actinopteri, Carangiformes, Carangidae. The transcript is spliced from 36 exons.
UGCUUGCAGUAGCUCCUGAACUUUCUUGUCCUAAAAAGUUCUGUCAGUGAUUUUUCCAUCUCUCAAGCCUUUCCUUUACGCAGGUGUCAGUUCAGUAGUACCUUUCUUUAUAUCUCAUGACACAAUUGCACUGAUGUGUUAGGUUUGCGUUUUGUUUGAGCCAUUUAACAUUUAACGUCUUCUAUCUUGAGGUAUAUUAGCCUAUAGCAAGCUAACGCUAACGUUACCGGCUAACAUUUGAUUGUUAAAGCUUUGCAAUGAGUUCUCAACGGGAGGAAGGUGCACACUCACCUAGACUGGAGGCUGUGAUUCAGAAGUUGGAGGAGUCCCUGCUUCAAUCUGAUGGCAGCUCAGGAGAGAGGACUCUGACAGUUCGAGGUGAUGGACAGGAGUCUGGUUUCACAGUGCCAAUGCCUGUCUCCACCCGUAUCCGUCAGAUCAUCACCCGCAACCUGGCUGAGCAGCCGCCUGGUGAGAGCUCCGAGGUGAGUGAGCUGGAGGAGAGCAGGGCCCCGAGGGAGCAGCUGUCUCCAGGCCUGAUGGACCGUGACCAGCCGCCAGUCAAACAGGCCAGUCUCACUGACACGCUCGAUCAGAUACUGAUGCUGCAGUCGGCGGUGGACUCGGACCAGGAGAGUGUGUCACCGGCGGCCCUGCAACUGCAGAACAAGGAGAGAGCUUACAGACAAAAGCUGCAGGUCUACCAGGAGGCCCAGCAGAGACAAGCCCAACUUGUUCAGAAGCUGCAGACCAAGGUUCUUCAGUACAAGAAGAGGUGUGGGGAACUAGAAGAACAAGUGCUGGAGAAGACUUCAGAGUCUGAGAAGAUGAGAUUGUUGCUGCAGGCCCAACACCUGGACUCAGCCCAGCGUCAGCAGCAGACAGAGCAGGAUCUCAACAUGGCCGUUCAGGAUAAGUCUGCUCAGCUGGAGGAGGAGCACAGGAGGUGUGCCAGCCUCAGUCAAGUAAACUCCAUGCUGCGGGAACAACUGGAGCAGGCAGGCACCGUCAACCAGGGGCUAACGGAGAGCUUGUGGAAGGCCCGCAAAGACGUUGAGCUGUGUGAUACUCGUCUGCGGAGAGAGCAAGAGACAUGUGCCUCCCGGUUGAGUCGCGAACAGGCUCGUGUCAGAGCUCUGUGGCGCCAGGCCUCCUCCCUGCGGAGCACUUUCACCCAGCUAAGGACUUUCACUGACAGGACUCUGUCUGAUAUGCGCGGGGAGUGUGUCUCUGCCAGCCGGCAGCUGCAUGUCGCCUGCAUGAACUUAGAGGCCAGAGUGACACAGGAGAGCACCUCUAGUGGUGCGGAGAUGUCAGCGCUGGAGAGGCAGCUGAAGGACAAGCUGAAAGAGGCGAUGCAGCUUCAGGGUCGCUGGGAUGCAGAGAAAGUUGAACUCAACACCAGAAUCCUGGAGCUGUCCGACACGGUGAAGCACCUCCGGAGCCAGAACAGUGAGAAGGAUGCCAGCCUCAAGACCAUGCAGAUCAGUCUGGACAGGAUGGAGACGAGGAGAACAGAGGAUAAAGCGGAGAUGGAGGUCCUCCACGCAGAGAUCCAAGCCCUCCAAAAGAUUGUAUGUCAUGUUCACCAGUUGGUUGGCGGAGAAGGUGAUAGUAGCGGCUCUGAAAGUGUGUCCUCACCUCUCCGCGGUCGGUCUCCUCUGAGAAACACGACUCUGACGGCUGUGCAGAGCGCUCUCUCCAAGCACCAGAAACAAACACAAGAUUUGCGCGCAUGUCUGGAUGCCGCUCUGGAGCAAGUGGACACGCUGCGUAUUCACCUGCAGGAGAGGGACACCGAGAGGAGAGAGCUGGAGCAGAAGAUCCAGGAAGCAGGGAGGGAAAAUCAGGAGGCUAAAAAGGCCUUAGAGGAAAGCCUCAGACACAGCAACAGAUGUUGCCGCUCACUGGAGCUCAUCUCCAGUGAGAAGGCCAGCCUGGAGAAGCUGCUGUCAGGGCUGCAGCAGGAGGCGGACUCCCAGCGCGCCGAGCUGGAGGUACUGCGGGGCUCGUCGCUGGAGCUCCAGAGACAGCGGGACUUCUUAAGGCAGCAGAGGGAGGAUCUGGAGAUGCAGCUGGCACGCCAGCGCACAGAGGCCCAGAGAGGUGACAGGAGUCUGGAGGAGCUCGAAGGGAAGCACUCUUACCUGCGACGGGAGCUUGUGACAGUGAAGGAGAAUCUGAGUCACAUCACACUGCAGAAGGAAGUGUUGGAGGAUGAUAAGGCCAGCCUCGCUCUGGCUCUCAGCAAGAUGGAGUCCCAGAGUGCGGCGCAGGAGUUAAUCCUCACCAAACUGCAGAAUCAAGAGGCUGCACUGAAAGAUUCUCUGGCCAAAAUGGCUGCCCUCUGCGAAGGCUUAGCCAAAGACAAAGUGGAACUCAACCGUGUUCUGCUACAGACAGAAGGUGAGAAGGCAGAGCUUGGUGAGCGUAGACGGGAAGCUGAAGCGGAGCGGGCAGCAGCCAGGGAGGAGACGGCACGGGUGCAGCAGGAGAUGAUGAAUCUCCUCGCUGAGAAACAAGCCCUGGAGAGCUCCCACAGUCACUUACAGAUUCUCUGCCAGAAGCUCGAAGCAGAGCUGAGCCUGCUGCAGAAGGAGAACACUCAGGCCCUGGAGCAGCACUCCCAGGUCAACAGGCAGAUGCAGACUGUGUCAGAGGAGCUGUGUGCGUGCAGGAAGGAGCUGGAGACACAGACCACAGCCCUAAAGAGAGCUGCCCGUGACAGGGAGGAGCUGGCCAAGGACAAGGCGGCUCUGGAUGUCAAGCUAAACUCCGCUGACCGAAAGGCCUGUGGUCUCACGCAGGAGCUGGUUGCACUUAGAGCGGAGAAGGAGUCCCUGGAGACGGCUCUGUUUGAGAGCCAGGAGCUCGCAGCGUCUCUGGAGACUGAAUACACCAGGACGGAGGGGGAGAGGCGCAGCUUGCUCCUGGCUAACGAGGCCUUGACGCGUGAUGCUGCUCGCAUGCGUGUAGAUGCUCAACACCAGUUUGCACAAGCUGUACAAGAGCGUGGUAAUCUGGAGGAAAAGCUGGCGCAGGUGGAGAGGAAUGCCCUGCUGACCCUGAACAACAGAGAGCAAAUUCACAGAGAGCAGCUCGAAGCUGAACGCAGACAAAAGGAGCAGCAGUGUGCGGAGCUGACAGUUCAGCGGGAGCAGGCUGAGGAGCAGCUGCGUAGACAAUGUGAGGAGCUGCGUGUGCACAGCCAGCAGGAGCUGCAGCAGGUGCAAGAGGAGCAGGCCAGGCUGCAGCAGGACUUCAACCGAAGCCUCCUGCAGGCUGAGAGUGAAAAGCAGCAGGCUUUGUCCCAGAAGGAGGCAGAGAAGGCUGCUCUCACGGAGAAGCUGACAGCCCUGCAGCAGGACUUGGUCACAGCAGACAUGGAGCUGGAGCGCAUGCAGAGGGAGGCACUUAGCAAACAGGAGCAGGAUAAGAACGCGAUGGCUCUCCUUCAGUCUGAGCUGCGAGACUUACGGACUCAGUUUGAAGAGUCUUUGAACUCCAACGAGAACAGUAAGACGAGUCUAAGUGAGCAGGUCAGAGAGAUGAACCAACAGAGAGAACAUGCACAGCAGGAGUUAGAAGGCCUUCGCUGGCAGCUGCAGCAAGCUGAAGAUGGACUUGUUAAAGGUCGAAAGGAGCUGAUCGAGGCUCACAGAGAGCUCCAGGAGUGUGCACAGGAGCGGGACAAGCAACGAAAAGAAGCCCUGGACCUGAAGAGGCUCUUGGGCGAUGAGACCAGAGAGAAAGAGGCAAUCCAAGCCUCUAACCAGGAGCUGAGAGCUUUCAUCAAGAGAGCGGAGAGUGACAACAGCAGCUUGAGACGAGCUGUGGAGGAGAGGGAGCAGAAAGUGGCCGUCUUAGAGGAACGUAGGAGCUCCGUUGACCAAGAGGCAACCGCUUUACGGAGCAGUAUGAGAGAGCUGGAGAAGUCUCGCCUGCAGGCGCGCAGAGAGCUGCAGGAGCUGCGCAGACAGGUAAAGAUCCUGGAAGGCGAGAACGGCCGGCAGAAACAGGAGCUGCGAGAGCUGCAGGCUCGGGUAUGUCAGGAGGAGCAGAAGGAGGAGGAGGCGCGUCGCGAGGCUUUUACCCUCAAACAGAGAGUGCUGGAGUGUGAGGCUGGCAGAGACGCAGCGCUCAAUGAGGUCGCAGGUCUGCAGCGUUGUUUGGUGGAAAUUGAGACAGUGGAGCAGCAGAGCCGGGAGCUGCUGCAGGAAAGAGAGGCUUAUCAUCAGCAGAGUGACCAGCGGCACAGAGAAAGCUCUGCCCAGCUGGAGGAAGCACUAGAGGACGCCAAGGUCCAGGUUAAGGAACUCUCCGUUCAGGUGGGCCUCGCUGAAAGUAAGGUUCGGGGCCUGGAGGAGCAGCUGGGCUCGGGUGACGCCAAACGCAAGGACCUGGAGCUGAAGCUGGCGGGGUUGUAUUCAGCUCUGCGUCGCACUGUUGGCAUCGGCCGUGCGAGGCUUUCAAGCAAACCUGCGUCACGUAGACAAUCUCCCUCUCCUUGGAGAACCCAUCUGCAAGUCAGAGGGGGAGAGAACGUGACAGACGCAUCAGUGUUGUCUCGUGGUGAAGAUGUGGAGCUGGACAUAGACACGGUGCAAACAGCCCUGCAGGAAUUCCAGCAGGAACUCAGAGAAGCACAAAGAGACAGGGAUGAAGCCAAGGCUCAGGUGGUCAGUCUAGGUCAGCAGGUGACAGAGCUCAAAGGCAGCCAGGAUGAGUCGUCCACUCAGCUGCUACAACUACAGAAGUCCUUGAAGCAAUCAGAGCAGGGAAAAAGAGAGAUGGCAGAUCAGUUGCACAAGGCGCAUACAUCCAUUGCCUUGCAGGAGGAAGUAGCAUGUCGCACGGAGCGGGAGAAGAGAAGUUUUGAGGAGGAGGUAACUCAACUCAGGAGUUGUCUGCAAGCUGCCGAGGUUGAGUCCAGGGCACUGCAAGACAAGUUGGAGCUCUUGCAGGGCUUAGAAUCUCGUGCGAAUGCAGAGCAGCGGAAGCUGAAGGAGUCUCUGGAAGCCGCAGAGAAUAGAGUUAACCGCCUGGAGCUGUCUCAGCGGACCCUUGAGGGCGAGCUACAGCGGGCCCAGCUCAGGGCGGCAGAGCUGGAUGCAGAGGUGGGGGCGCUGCAGGAGAGACUGACAGACGUGAGGAGGAAGCUGGGUGAAAGCGAGGACCGGUGCGCAGCGCUGACGGUCGGUGAGGAGAGGCUGAGCGCGUCUCUGGCUCGAGCUGAGCAGCACGAGAGUCAGCUGAGAGAGCAGAUCCACAAACUGUCAAACUCUCUCAGUGACAACAGGAGCAGCAGUGGAGCCCUGCAGGAGCAGAUAACACAGCUGCAGAGGGCUCUGACUGCCAGCGAGCAGGACCGAAGGCUGCUGCAGGAACGUCUGGAUAAAACACGAGACACCCUCUCAGAGAGUAAACGGCUGAACCACGCACUAACAGAGCGGAUUCAAAACCUUGAAACAGCCCGGGAGGACUCGGAGCUAAAAUAUUCUGAGCUGGAGAAACACAACAGGACGCUGGGGGAGAGCCUGAAGCAGCGGCAGAAGGCUGAAGUGCAGGCCCAGGGCAGCUCCCAGCAGCUGCAGAGGGAGAGGGAGGAACUCCAGGACAAGGUCACCGAGCUCCAGAGCUGCCUGCAGAAACUACAAAGUGAGAGAGCAGAGAUGGAGAGAGCGCUGACACGCCUCGGUAAAGACAAGUCAGCACUCAGAAAGACACUGGAGAAGGUGGAGAUGGAGAGGCUGAGGAGGGAGGAGGAGGCGGCGUCAGCAGCCAGAGAGAAUGAGCGGCUGGGGCAGACGGUCCGCAGCCUGGAGCAGGAGCUGGAUGAAAAGCUGGAGGAGGUGCAGACUCUGCAGGCCCAAAUCUCUCAGCUGGAGCACGCUCAUGCACAGCGCCUCCUGGAGGUCACAGCCCGCCAUCACCAGGAGCUGGAUUUGGAGACGGAUCGUCUGAGAGGCAGUCAGCUCCAAGCAGAGCGGGCCUUGGAGACCAGGGAGAAAGCACAUCGCCAGAGGGUCAAAUGCCUGGAGGAACAGGUGCUGACUCUCAAAGAGCAGCUGGAUCAGGAGACAAGAGGAUGGCAUGCCUGUUUCAGUCAGAUACAGCCCGGUGUGUAGGCAGAGAGCCUGCAGCGAAGUAUGUAGCACCUCCGGCCUCCUCAUUCACUGUUCCUCUGGCAGCUUCCCAACAACGUUAUGUUACAAGUCUACGUCCACAUUUGGAAAGCCCACACACACAAACACACUCCCAAGGCGUUUACUCCCACCCAUGCACAUGUGCACACCGGAUUACAUUAAUCUGCAGGAAAACUCAACAACAACAAACAAUGAGUGUUUUGUUUAUAAGUGGACUGGAUGUGCCAAAUUGUUUUAAGGAUUUCCUCUGGCUCGCCACAGUUGGCGUUUCUAAGUCUGUUUAUGCUGUGUCAUUUUAUUUUUUUUUAGGAAACAAUGUGAUGAAAGGUUUCCUCGGUUGGAGCUUUAUUCUUCUCUCAUUUGUCGUACUGAUCAUGCACCAACUUUAUAUGUCACGAUCACUGUUUGUGUAUCCUAAUGAGAAUAUAUGUCCAAAUAUUUACAAUAAUUGUUUGCAGAUUUCAAUUGAUUUUUCCUGGUGCUGUGCUUAUUAGUGUUUAAGGCUUCACGAAGGUUUUACAGCGUAACACAUUUAUUUUAUUAUGUAUUGCAUUUCACUUAAUCUUGUGUGGAAAA